AUGGCUGCCACACCACCACUUCAGAUUGCCUCUACCCCAGACACUCCUCCAACACCUCUACAUGGUGCGGCCUAUGAUCAUCCAUAUUCUCGUUCCUCGCGACGCACCACCCGAUCGAGUACAAGAAUCGCUUCGAGAGAGCUGCGCUCGACUCCGGAUGCUCCACGCCGGAACUCUCGAGGUGAACCAUCAGUGACAACUCCAAAAUUGUCGAAUCAGUCUCCUUCAGGUCCUACACGAGGCCUUCGCUCGCCGCAAUCAACUCCCCGGCACAAAGCUGAGCGCCGUGUCCAAGUGGUUUCGCCCUCCUCUCCCCGCUCUCAUUCCUCAACUUCCCAACUACCCCCUCCGUCCCAUUCGCACCUUCAACCUCGUCCCUCUUCCUCAACUACAAUAUCUGAGGGUAUGCUUCCCACACCGGUCAAGACUCCCAAGAAGAAAAUGGUGCCCAAAGUGGACAAUGCCGCGAGAGCUCUUUUCCAAGACGCUCGUAGCACUGUUGACCCGGUCAAAGUCGAGCCCACUCCGAAAAGAAAUAGGAAGAACAAACGUUACAAUGGCUUUUCGCUCGAGUCGUUCUCCGAAGAAGGCGAGGAUAAUCGCGGCCAGAUUCAGAUCUUCACCGACUCUCGGGACAAGGUACCACAAGUCGACCCAAGCACCGGUAACCCGUUCAUGGAAGACCGUCCCAACGGUGAGAUGUCACCUAGUCGAAAAAUUGCCGGGACAACAAAGCGACGCAAAAUCAGUGGCGAGAAGAAGCGAGACCCUCAAGUGGAAGAAGCGAUUCGAAAGGAUGAAGGCAUGGUAUACGUAUUCCGUGGCAAGAAAGUCUACCGACGAUUUGAUGAUGCUGAAGAUGAGGAAGAAGAGAUCGAUGCGGAAGAUCUUGGUCUGUCAAGCCACACGCCGAAUGGCUCAUCCGACACACCACUCAAGACUCUCACUCGACGGUCCAUUAAGCCAACACGUCUCUUUCAGACCGAAGGGCAAAAGCGGGCGCGCGAGCUGGAGAAAGAGGAAGAAGCCCCGACAGACAUUGAAGACGAUGUGAACGGAAUCCCAUCGGCGGAAACGAGUAACCUCGACACUGCUGACAGCGUCCCAACUUCGAAGCCAGGUCGGUCUCUCCGCUCGACGGUGAAAGCACCCGCUGUCACCUCCGACGGGGGUGAUAUCGGUAAGAUUGGCGCCAAGUCGAGGAGGAGUAAGAAAUCAAGUCCAUUUGAUUCAUGGCCCAGGGUUAAAUCGGGCUCGCGCACUGUCAGCUCCGCUUCAAAAGGCAGAAAACGAGGGGCAACCGAGACCGUCGAGGAUAAUGUCGAGAUUGAAGGCACUGAAUCGAAAAGACAAAAACCAUGA
Messenger RNA from Rhinocladiella mackenziei CBS 650.93, 1362 nucleotides. RefSeq lists its product as uncharacterized. The transcript is spliced from 2 exons. The record is from RefSeq and is a predicted model, not a curated record. Lineage: Eukaryota; Fungi; Ascomycota; Eurotiomycetes; Chaetothyriales; Herpotrichiellaceae. Bases 1 to 1362 code for a protein of 453 amino acids.